GGAAAGGUAACAGUUGCCAACCACAUACAUCAUUGCCAACUAAUUACGGAAUACAUGAUGUGGUGCAGACACUUGCGGGGCAAAGUAUUCCAAACCCCUGGCCGGACCAACUUCGGUGUAUCUUCGCACGCGCGGCUUCGGCAUCAUCACCCCCAGAAAUUGGCCGGACUAAGACGGGCCGCACCGGAGCGCGCGCGGGGAAUGACCAAACAACAAGAACGCCAGGAUGAGCGACAGCUAGCAAGAGUGGCAGUGGCAGUGGCAAUGCCGGCAGUUGUUCGCGGUCUCUGGGUGAUUUCCGACCACGUAUUUAUUACACCAUCUUCUCGGCUGCAUAUACCGCCGCGACCUUCUAGCUUCGCUUGAGUCUGUUCGCGCAUUCUAGGAGACUCAACGAGAUCUUGGGAAUCCCCCUUCCCCCACCAUGUCCAUGCACAACGGCGCGGUAUACGGCGUGAAGGGAGCCGAUGGCAGUGGUGUUCAUAGCACCACGCCUUUGAACGCCAGUCAACCCUACCCAACAACAAGCGAAAGGACGCCCAAGGAAAGCAACCAUGAUCAUUGUGGCGUUGAGACCGACUUCUUGAUCGUCGGGUGUGGUCCGGCGGGAGCUUCGCUGGCAUGCUUCCUUGGCUCAUAUGGGCUGGAGGGGAUCAUGAUCGGCGCAGCACGAGGCACGGCCGACACGCCGCGGGCGCAUAUCAUGAAUAUGGCUGCACUAGAAUGUCUGAGAGACAUUGGACUGCAACGAGAUAUCGACCAGGUAUCCUCAAAGGGGAACUGCAUGAUCCAUACAAGGUGGUGUCACAGCAUGGCCGGCGAGGAAUAUGCGCGCAUCUACUCUUGGGGCAACGACCCUAAACGGAAAGGCGACUACGAAACAGCGAGCCCCUGCAAGCCGGCUGAUCUUCCACAAACUCUCCUCGAACCGGUCCUCAUCCGCAGAGCUACGCAGGCAGGGUUCCAAGUGCGCUUCAGCACGGCUCUGCUGUCCUUCACCGAGGACACAGGGACUAAACUAAUCACGGCGACAGUACAUGACAGGCUAUCGAAGCUCGAGUACAAGAUCCGCACCAAGUAUCUCUUUGGUGCUGAUGGGGCGCAGAGCCAGGUGGUGAAGGAGCUUAAUCUACCGCUCAUCCGGAAACCCGGACAGGGACUCGCCAUCAACGUGCUCGUCAAGGCCGACCUGUCCCACCUGGUCGACUCGCGCAAGGGAAACCUGCACUGGGUUAUGCAGCCGGAUUGCGAGCACCCAGAGUUCGGCUGGAUGUCCAUCGUCCGGAUGGUGAAGCCCUGGAACGAGUGGAUGUUCAUCCUCUUCCCCAACCGCGACUGCGACCCCAAGAUCCAGGCCACGCACGACGAGUAUCUGCAGCGCGUGCGCGAAUUCAUUGGCGAUGACACGCCGGCCGAGAUCCUGAAUGUCUCCAAGUGGUUUGUUAACGAGAUCGUUGCCGAGACGUAUUCAAGCGGCAACAACAUUUUCUGCCUCGGAGAUGCAGUCCAUCGCCACCCUCCGAUGAACGGUCUAGGAUCCAAUACCUGCAUCCAGGACGCGUUCAACCUGGCAUGGAAAGUGGCCUACGUGCAUCGCGGUCUAGCACCCUCUUCGCUGCUCGAAACCUACAGCAUGGAGCGCCAGCCCGUCGGCGAAAGCAUAGUCACGCAGGCCAACCAAGCCUUCCGCGACCACCUCCGCGCCUGGGAUGCGUUGGGCAUGCUGGGGGCCGACGUUUCGGAGCGGCGCCGGAUGCAUGGCGAGCUGUCGGAGGCUAGUCCCCAAGGGAAGAAGCGACGGGACGCUCUUCGGGAAGCCAUCCAGGGCACGGCGCACGAAUUCCACGGCCUCGGCAUUGAGAUGGGCCAGCACUAUUGCGGUGCGGCAAUCUACGCCGCCGACGAGCAAGAGCCGUUCGUCCCGCCGGGGCGCGCUGCCGAGGACCCGGUCCUCUACCACGAGCCCAACACAUAUCCGGGCUCCCGUCUGCCUCACGUGUGGCUCAACAGGGCCGUCCCGACCACGCCGACCUCGACCAUUGACAUCGCAGGUCAUGGCAAUUUCGUGCUCUUUACCGGCAUCGGCGGCGAGGCAUGGAAGGCGGCGGCUAACACGGUCUCGGCCGACAUGGGGUUGCCGCUGGAAGCGCACUCGAUCGGCUUCCGCCAGGACUGGGAAGACUUGUACUUCGACUGGGAGCGGGUGCGGGGCGUCGGCGAGUCGGGCGCCGUCCUUGUGCGGCCAGACCGGUUCGUUGCAUGGCGCAUCGGCGAGGUGCUCUCUACCCCUGACGCUUGCACCGCCCGGCUAGACCUGGUCAUGCGCUCCGUUCUGGGUUAUCGCAAGCAGCCACAAGCGAAACAAUGAUGUUAGGGUUGGGGAUCGGAAAGAUUGUUCAGAGUGGGAAGCCUCUUGGGUUAUGCUAUCAACGAUGCGAUUGCUUUUGAGUUCUCCACCUCACCAUGCG
Molecule: messenger RNA, 2468 nt
Organism: Phialemonium atrogriseum
Lineage: Eukaryota; Fungi; Ascomycota; Sordariomycetes; Cephalothecales; Cephalothecaceae
Product: FAD binding domain-containing protein
Exons: 5
Coding region: 425-2368 (647 amino acids)
Molecular function (GO): oxidoreductase activity; FAD binding
Source: RefSeq, a predicted model, not a curated record